Molecule: messenger RNA, 4303 nt
Organism: Salvelinus fontinalis (brook trout)
Lineage: Eukaryota; Metazoa; Chordata; Actinopteri; Salmoniformes; Salmonidae
Product: transmembrane protein 229B-like
Exons: 2
Coding region: 581-1153 (190 amino acids)
Source: RefSeq, a predicted model, not a curated record
UAAAUGUGGAAGAACCAUUUAGGUUGAAUGCAUUCAGUUGUGCAACUGACUAGGUAUCCCCCUUUCCUUUCCACUCUCACUCAGUUUCAAAAUGUUUCUCCCUACUGAACAAGACCCAGCUCGGAGUGCUGUUGAGGUGACGAAAGAGUUAAGAUGCAAGAACGGCGUGAGUAGAGCCGGUGCUGGAGCCGUCUCUAAACAUGUGCGGCUGUCCUGGCUAGUGGCUACUACUGCAGUCCGUGAAGGAUCGGACAGUGGAGGGACCGGGAACGGUGUGCCGGUAACAGGACGGUGAGACUUCGCAUGGACUGUUAGUCCAUAUAUCAUAUAAAUUAUUGACUGUGCUGCAUCCGGUGGGACCACCGCAGCGACAAUAUUACGACCUGUAUUUCUCAUCCACUAGAUAAAAGGAGAGGGAUGGUCAUAAUGGAGUAAUUGAACAGGGGACCUUUCACACACCAAACCAACCAUUAGACCAAGAGAAAACCCUUGAGGUCUCAAAGUGACAUUUGGGCAUAAAACUCUCAGGCACGACUACCUCAUCACGAAGGCGUGGCGAUUCCAAAUAACCCCUACUACAAUGGCAACCACAGCCCCUACGCCGGUGCCUCUGACGGUCCUGUGUCGCUGGUACCUGUACGCCAUCCACGGCUACUUCUGUGAGGUCAUGUUCACCGCCGCCUGGGAGUUUGUGGUCAACCGCGACUGGAAGUUCCCUGGUGUUACCAGUGUGUGGGCUCUGUUCAUCUACGGGACCUGCAUCCUCAUUGUGGAGCACAUGUACCUGGCCCUCCGAGCUCUCCACUGCCCCCUGCUGCUGCGAUGCCUCAUCUAUACCCUAUGGACGUACAUCUGGGAGUUCAGUACAGGGCUGUUGUUGACCCAGUUCGGGGCAUGUCCCUGGGAUUAUUCCCAUUUUCAGUAUAACUUCAUGGGGUUGAUCACGGCAGAGUACGCCCUGCCAUGGCUCUGUGCGUCGUUCAUGAUGGAGCAACUGGUUAUACGCAUCACACUGCGGCUAAGGAUGGACACAGACGGAACAGAGGACGUCAAGUCUUAUGCAGGCGGGGGAGAAGAUGGGGGAGGAGGGGGGAGGAGACAACGGGGUGAACAAGGAGGUACAGAGGUCAAUGGUUUCCUGAAAGUGGACUGAGGACUGAGUAAAGAACACUGAGGUUCGGUUUUAAAGACACUGAUUAACCUGAUACUGGACUAAAAAGCCUUCUCAAUGGAUAAUCUCUAUUGAAAGUGCUUUUUAGUCCAGGACUAGGCUUAAUCUGGGUCCAGAAAACGGUCCCUGAAUCGUAACUCUUCCUUCUGGGAAAUGUACACUGUAUUUUUAUUUAACAACAUUCAAAGUACUGUAGUUAUGUAUCUUCAGGUUGCAAUCUGAAGUAAGUUCUGUGUUGACUAUCACAUUUGACUGGGUCCUAAAGCAAUGCAAUAGCUUCAAUUCAUUUGUCAUGUGGAGAAUGUUUUUCUAAAGUUAGUGAUAGAGUUCUGUAUGCACUGCAGUCUGGUUCAAAAGGCAAUUCAUUUAGAGUAGUCUACAACUCAGUUAGGUGUACUCUUAUAAUGUACUGUAUGUAUUACACAUGAUUUAGAGUAGUCUACAACUCAGUUAGGUGUACUCUUAUAAUGUACUGUAUGUAUUGCACAUGCCCUAGCCUGCUAUAUGAAUGAUGUCUCAGGUACCUACAUUAACUGUGGGCUGUAUCUACUGUUCUUCCAAAUGAAUGAAAUCAGGAUUUCUAUGUUCAGAACCAGAACCGUGACAAUGUCUAGAGUUACCCUCUUGUGGAUUUGCACUCUAACCCCAUUUGUCAUUUUAUUUUACCUUUAUUUAACUAGGCAAGUCAGUUAAGAACACAUUCUUAUUUACAAUGACAGCCUAGGAACAGUGGGUUAACUGCCUUGUUCAGGGGCAGAACGACACCUUUCACCUUGUCGGCUCGGGGAUUUGCUCUAGAAACCUUUCAGUUACUGGCCCAACACUAUAACCACAAGGCUACCUGCUGAACUUGGUUCAGUUUAUCAACCAGCUAAUUAUUAGAAUCAGGUGCGGUAGACUAGGGUUGGGGUGAAAACCUACAGGAGAGUAGUGCUCUAGGAAUUGAUAUGAUACAGCACCUGAAAGCUUGAUCUGAAGUCUCAUAUUUACAUUUAAGUCAUUUAGCAGACGCUCUUAUCCAGAGCGACUUACAAAUUGGAAAGUUCAUACAUAUUCAUCCUGGUCCCCCCGUGGGAAUUGAACCCUGGUCCCCCCGUGGGAAUUGAACCCACAACCCUGGCGUUGCAAGCGCCAUGCUCAACCAACUGAGCCACACGGGACCAAUAUAAUAUGAAUACUGUAUUACCACAAAUCUUUCCCAACUUCCAAAUCCAGGAGCUGGUGCGAGAUUUGGUUCUGUGUUCCUUCAGAGAUUAUAUUGGCACCAACAACAACCAUAGGAUUUGACAAGACAGCACAAACAGAUGUGGGACCUUAGAGAUAGAAUUACAUUCUGUGUGUGGGACAACCAGGCUACCUCAAGCCACGCGGAAUCACAAGCAGUAGAUCAACAAUGCAAAGUGAUAACGAUUAUAGUUUUCUUUUUUUCAAUCGCUUUGGUACUAUUUUCACAAGUAUGUGGGGAAUUUUCAAAACUCAGUACAAAACUCCAAACUGUAAUGCAGUUACACUGUAACUUGUAAAACUUUUUGUGCAUUCAUUUUGUUUGAAGACAUCUUUCACCACACAACCAUUGAUUCAAAGAUCCAAGUUUACUGUGAAAUAUAAUGAGAACAUUGAUUUAAUCACCAGAACACAACAAUGAUAUCUUCUCAAUUUAGUUAUUUUAACAACCAGUUAAUCAAUAGUAAAAAUAAAAUAAAAAUACAUGUUUAAAAAUUGCCAUUUGAAUGUAACAUGCUACUGUACUAUAAAUGAUGGUACAUUACACUGUUUUCACAUUACACUUGCACUACCCAUUAAAAUGUACUGAACCUCAAAUGUCCAUCAUUUCUAUACCAUGUGUGAUCAAAGGUGUGAAAAUUGAAGACAUCUUUCACAAUCAUUGAUGCAGAAAUGUAAUGUACUGUUCAAGUAUCAUUGCAGCAUACUGUAGGUGUAUUGUAACCAAUUGAAAGGAAUGUAAAAAACAAUUAACAGGCAUUAGUUUGCAUCAAACGUUGUCUUGAGAAUUUGGCCAUAGGCUCAUAUCGACAUGGCAGUAAAAUUCCUCAUUGUUCAUGCUCGUGGGGAAAAACCUUUUGGCAUGGUGAAUCCAAGCUUUACAUAGGUCUGAUGUCACUGCAUGCUGCAUGCUUCAUCCAUGGCCUGAAUGAGGGUGGUACGCUCAUGGGGAUUGCAAUCAUACAUCGUCUACCUGUAUUGUAAUCAUGUAUUGUAUUUUACAGUAUUGAAUUGUACUUAUGUAUUAUAGUGGCCCUGUACGUGGCUCAGUUCAUAAGAGCACGGCACAAGCAACACCAGAGUUAUGGGGUCAAUUCCCAUUCCCAGUUACAAUGCAACUUUAUUUAAGCGGUGUGACCCCCCCCCCAUCAAAAAGACCCCAGCAACUUCAUUCUGGACACACAUUUACUGUAUAGGGGGUGCAUUUGUUACAUACAUCACAUCUCUGAUCUGGUUAAUAUCAGAUUUCUUAAAACUAACUAGUCAAAUCCUAGUCAUCAUUAUAGUGCAUUAUAGUAUACUGUAUAUUAUACUUUAUGUGUUUCUAGUUUACAGACAUACAUUUUCAUUAUGUACAAAAUCUGUGGUAGACAAAACACUUUAAAAUCUAUAGGUUUAACAAACAGUUCAGUGAUUAGCAAACGUACCACAUAUUUGUGAAAAUUUCACCGAAGGUAUUUACAAUUUUUAUUUAAAAAUGUAUUUAAAAAUGUAGUCCCUAACUGGUUAUUUGAGUCUAAUUUACUACUACCGGUAUAUGUCAGUAGGCCUAGAACAUUGGGUGCUGCUAAUGUCUUUAUACAAGAAAUCCAUUGCUUUGAUGAUACAAUUAUAGUAAUGAGAAUUUACAAGCCACAGAAAUGAAAUAUGCAAUGGAAAGUGUGUGUGUGUGUGUCUGCAUGUUUAGUGAUGGUGGGGGAGAGGCUGAUCUCUCACCACAUAAACCUAAGACUUAGUAUGCAUGUAACAAAAUCUGUUAUUGUCAGGUGUACUUUUUUCCAAACCUUAGUUUUCUUGGUUUGACAAAAAAAAACUAUUAUUAUGAAAUACUGCACUGUAUUAUAUCACACAUUUUAACGAUGUAUUGUGUAUAGUUUGUGGAAUAAAUUUAUUUAUUUGACCAUAAAA